AUGUCGCCUUUCCCUCGCCAUUACCUUCGCCCCCCCUUUACCCGUCGCACUUCGCGUACCCUCCCCGUUUCCCCUCCCAUCACCCACUUCGUUACAUUCUCGCUCACCCUGAAACGCCCUCUCGUCGCCCUUCCUUUCUCCCCUCCCGUCACCCACCUCGUCGCCUAUGCGCUCGCCUCGAAAUCGAGGCGCACUCUCGUCGCCUCCCACGUCUCCCCUCCUAUUACCCACAUCAUCGUCGUCGCCCUAAGCCCGCAAUGCCCUCUUGUUGCGCACAGUCGACUCUCCUCGCCCAUCGCCCUGCCGCUGGCCUUGAAACGCCCUCGCGGCUCCCUUCUUCACUCCCCUCCCAUUACCCACUUCGUCGCCUUUGCGCUCGCUCUGAGCCGCCCUCCCGUUGCCUAUCAUCUCUCCACUCCCAUCCCGUCGCCCUCGUGUUCCCCUCUCAUCUCGCCCUCGAACCGGGCUCUUGUCCAAACCUUCACAAGCUGCCACCGCGCUUGUGCUUGUCACCUUCCCCCGCCAUCGCGCUCACGUUCUCCCCUUCCCCCGCCAUCGCGCUCACGUUCUCCCCUUCCCCCGCCAUUGCGCUCACGUUCUCCCCUUCCCCCGCCAUCGCGCUCACGUUCUCCCCUUCCCCCGCCAUCGCGCUCACGUUCUCCCCUUCCCCCGCCAUCGCGCUCACGUUCUCCCCUUCCCCCGCCAUCGCGCUCAUGUUCUCCCUUCCCCCGCCAUCGCGCUCACGUUUUCCCCUUCCCCCGCCAUCGCGCUCACGUUCUCCCCUCCCCCGCCAUCGCGCUCACGUUCUCCCCUUCCCCCGCCAUCGCGCUCACGUUCUCCCCUUCCCCCGCCAUUGCGCUCACGUUCUCCCCUUCCCCCGCCAUCCCGCUCACGUUCUCCCAUCUUCGCACCACCUUCGCGCUCAUGGUCUCCCCUCCCAUCUCCCUCGUGCUCACGUUCUCGUCUCUCAUCGCCUUCUCGCUCGCACCUCCCGUCCCUUCCUGUUGCCCUCGUGUUCUCCCGUCCCGUCCCGUCGCCUUCGCGCUCGCACCUCCCGUCCCAUACCGUCGCCUUCGUGCCCUCCCCUCCCCAAUGCCCCUCCCAUCACCCAACCAGUAA
Messenger RNA from Closterium sp. NIES-65, 1119 nucleotides. The record is from the annotation of a GenBank genome assembly. NCBI's taxonomy places the organism in Eukaryota, Viridiplantae, Streptophyta, Zygnematophyceae, Desmidiales, Closteriaceae.